UGUCAUGAGUUCUAGCUUUUCAAACAGACGGACAUAUAAAAAUUAUAUAGCUAAUGUCUCCAUCAAUAUCAGAAAUUUCUCUAGUAUUAUCGUAAUACAUAUUAAAGAAAAGAAUAAUAAUAAUAGUUACUUUGCUCUCUUUGACGGAUCCAACACUGAGUUACACGCAGACUUCACUCCAUUGUAAUCAAAGCCGGGUAUUCGAAAUAAAUACAUUGGAUGGGCAACAGACAAGUUGACUUUGCAUCAUCUUCGUGAUGAUACUAUGAUCGUGAUAAUGAUGUUGAUGUUGUUUGGACUUGAAUGAUCAUCAUGAUCAUCAAAUGGCCCUUUGCAAAUGUUAAAUGUUAAUGAAAUGCUUUUGUUUAACUCGGGCUGGUCUUCAUCUUCAUCUUCGAAGACUUGCGUCGAUUGCGUUGCUAAUUCGAAUCGUUGAAUCCAACUUCAUGAUGAGCUUUUACACAGCUGUUGAUAAUGCUGCUGUCGCUGCCUCUGCCGCUGCUUCUUCUUGUGGUUACAACUUGGGGAAUAUAAAAGCGAGCGCUGCUCCACGAAUUGACAUCAGUUGUGUUUGCACAGAAUUUGACUUUAGGAGUCACCAAUCGAAUCCAUCCAUUCUCCCACCCCCCACUACAAAAUCAAGCAGGAAUAGUAGUCAACAUGAAGGUCUUCGUUUGCAUGUGCGCUCUCUUUGCUGUGGCCAACGCUGGCUUCUUGGGUCUCCUUGGUGGCGGCGGCGGCGGCUCCAACAACAACGGCGGCGGCCUUAAGGCUGGUCUCAACCUGGGCGGCAAUGGAGGAGGUGGCGGUGGAGGAGGCUAUGGCGGUGGCUCUUAUGGCGGUGGCUCUUAUGGCGGUGGCUCCUAUGGCGGUGGACAUGGUGGCGGCCACGGUCCCGUCCAGGUGGUCAAGGUUAUCCAUCAGCAGGGCGGCGGCAGUUCCGAUGGCGGCUAUGCCGGUGGCUACAGCUACGGUCCCGCUCCCCAGGUUUACAAAGUGAAGGUUAUUUCCAGCGGCGGCGGCGGUGGCAGCAUCGGCGGUCCAGCUCCCAUCUAUAAUGGUCAUGGUCAUGGUCCCGCCUCCGUCAAGGUCAUCAAGGUGGUGCACCAGGAAUCAGCACCUCUGCUCGGCGGUGGCGGCGCCCCCCUCGUUGAGAGCGCUCCCCAGGUGAUCAAGGUUCUGCACGAGAGCUCGGGACAUGGCGGCCCAGGUCUGCAGUCCAUUGGCGGCGGCAUCUCUGCUCCCACCAAGGUGGUGCGCGUCAUCCAUGAGCACUCCACCUCCGGCUCCAUUGGCGCCGCUGCUCCCGCUCCCAUCUACAGUGGUCCCGGUGCGGCCCCCAUCUACAGCGGUCCAGCUGCUGCUCCCAUCUACAGUGCUCCCGCUCCCGUUUACAGCGCACCUGCUCCCGCUCCCAUCUACAAUGCUCCUGCUCCCGCUCCCAUCUUCAGCGCCCCCGCUCCAGCGCCCAUUUACAGCGCUCCAGCUCCCGCUCCCAUCUUCAGCGCUCCAGCUCCAGCUCCCAUUUACAGUGCUCCAGCUCCAGCUCCCGUGCUCGCUCCCGCUGCAGUUUACGGUGCUCCCAUCUCCGCACCCGCUCCUGCUCCCAUUUACAACGCUCCCGCCCCCGCUCCCGUCUACGCUGCUCCGGCUCCAGCGCCCAUUCAAUACAGCGCUCCAAUUGCCGCUCCAGCACCAGCUCCUCUCCAGUACGCUGCUCCCAGUGUCUCGGUAUCCGCUCCAUCGCCGGUGCUCAGUGUGCCCGAGUCAGCGCCCGCUCCCAGCUUCGCUGCUCAGGGACCAGUCCUGAGUCUGCCCGCUCCCGUUGAGGAGCAGCAGCAACAGCCGCUGCCCCUGGGACAUGCGCCCGCCCAGACCUAUGGACCACCACAGUUCUAAGUGGAGCAACCACAACAGCAGCAGCAACAACAACAGGAAGAAGAGUAGCAACUGCACUACUUCAACACACACAGCACAGGAGGCAAACUCACAACAGUUCACCAUUCAAAGUUUGUCUCCGAACCUAAUUUCGACUGCUACUUCAAAUCAAUUUUCACAACUCUUUCGAUCCUUCGACCUAUCCCACAACACACACACACACAACUCUUCUAAGCAACCUUAAGUUAAGUUAUUUCAAUUUUUUUUUAUAGUAUAUUUUUUUUGUUUUGGUUUUGUUACGGAAAAUUAAA
This is a messenger RNA of Drosophila nasuta, 2189 nucleotides long. RefSeq names its product skin secretory protein xP2. The record is from RefSeq and is a predicted model, not a curated record. Lineage: Eukaryota; Metazoa; Arthropoda; Insecta; Diptera; Drosophilidae. Gene Ontology annotation, molecular function: transcription coactivator activity. Gene Ontology annotation, biological process: positive regulation of transcription by RNA polymerase II. Gene Ontology annotation, cellular component: RNA polymerase II transcription regulator complex. The transcript has 2 exons. Bases 661 to 1899 code for a protein of 412 amino acids.